AUGCGCGAAAACGUGGAACAACAAUUGGCUAAGUUCAUAAAAGAUUUGGACUGUCUGAGGGAUGAACAGGAGCAUUUCAUAGAAGAAGUAAAACAUGAGUACAAUGAAAAGAUUAGGCUUAAGUCAACACAGAUAGAGAAUCUCAAAACAGAGUUGCAGCUAGCUAGGGAAAAGGCAAAGGAUGGCAUAUUCGAGAAGACCUUGCUGGAAAAUCAGUCAGUAGUGAUUGACGACUUGACGGUUGAGGUGAAAUCUCUCAGGACCACGAAUACUGAUCUUGAGAACGAAAUGAAGAGAGUGAACUUGGCACACUCGGAGGAGACGAGACGAUUGCGUGAUGAAAUGGCGACAAUGGAGCGCGACUUCAGGGAGAGAAUUGUAUAUCUCGAGCGACAAGUGGGUGAGGAGCGUGAAGUGGAGAAAUUUAACGCCCAAUUCAAGGACUUUGCACAGAUAGUGGAGGACCUAAAAACAGUAAAAAUGAAUACGGAAGCCCAGCAGGAUUUAAUCAAACAGACUGCCACUCAGAUGCAAAACAAGCAUGAAGAUGUUCUGCGCCAAUUUAGAGAAAAUUGUCAAAAUUCAACAAAGGAGUUGUUCAAGCUGAUCCAGGAGGAGGACCAGCGAAUGUGCAGACUGAGAGAGGAAUUAGGACUCUGUGGUGACUUGGAAAAUAGGUGGAGGACGCAGAUCAAGGAUAACCUCUUGGGAGAUGUGGAUGAAGGCGUGCUCACGAUGGGGAUUCGGUGCCAGCUGGAGGAGACCAUCAGGGCUCUUCACGCCACUGUCGAAACGCUAAAGAGACGAUCAACGACGCUGGAGAAGGAUAAUAUGAAACUCCGAGCUCGCUUGCUCAGGCACGGCGAUAAAUUCAAUCUGACAAACAAAAGCCACCGUCCCAACGCGUCAGGCGACUAUAGUGCCUUCUAG
This is a messenger RNA of Echinococcus granulosus, 930 nucleotides long. RefSeq lists its product as hypothetical. The record is from RefSeq and is a predicted model, not a curated record. The transcript has 6 exons. NCBI's taxonomy places the organism in Eukaryota, Metazoa, Platyhelminthes, Cestoda, Cyclophyllidea, Taeniidae. The coding region runs from base 1 to 930 and encodes 309 amino acids.